Larimichthys crocea (large yellow croaker) is the source of this 3248-nucleotide messenger RNA. RefSeq lists its product as uncharacterized. Lineage: Eukaryota; Metazoa; Chordata; Actinopteri; Sciaenidae. The coding region runs from base 167 to 2134 and encodes 655 amino acids. Gene Ontology annotation, molecular function: RNA binding; protein binding. The transcript is spliced from 18 exons. The record is from RefSeq and is a predicted model, not a curated record.
AGGCAAAGUUUCUUCCGCACGCGCGCAGCGACGCUGUGAGAAAGUUGAGCGCGCGCAAAAAAAAACACAUGCACGAGGCAAAACUUACGCGUCGCUAACAUUGGCGAUAAGUUUGCGUGAGAUUUAACUCGAAUAAACGAGUGUACGAAGCUGCGUGUGAUUAAACAUGGAUAUAUUUAAAGACGUGAACGAGUUUACACAUAUGCAAAUGAUGCAACGGGUUCUGGAGGUGUUUGAGGGUCGUCCUAAUUUCCAACGGCUAGUAAGACUUGGCCUUCUUGCCGAACUGGACUACAGUGACGAUGUUGAAGAGGUUACAGCUGACGAUAUCGACGCAUACGACGACUGGGUACAUGGUCGUAACAAUUCCCGUAGAAGCCAAAGGCUGUCUGACAGUGGUGCUGAUAGAGCAUUCAGUGGGAGCAGUACAAGGUCAUCCAGCUCUGGUUAUCAGCUUCAGCCUCAUUGCUACACCGCAGGUCAUGAACUUCCUCACACACCAUCUGUAAAGGUUCAGGCAAAGGAGAGCGAUGCUGAAAGAAGAGCCAGAUUAUUACAAGAAGCACAAAAAGGCAAACGAAAGACUGAGAAGAAGCGGCUUAAGAAACAGAAACAGAAGGAAAGAAAAAGGCUCGAGAAAUUGGAGAAGGAAAAACAGAACCCUGUAAAAAAUGAAGAGGAAAAAGAUGAUACACAGCAAACUAAAGCAGAGGAGAGUAAACCAGUUAAUGAUAAAUCCACAUCAAGUGUUAAAGAGUUGGCUUCAGCAAAAGAUAUAGACAGUAGUGAAGAUGAAUCCAGUGAUGACGAUAGUGACUCCAAGAAUGACUCAGGCGACUCCGAGGAACUGGACAUGGCAAGUAGUUUCGUGAAUAAAGCUGCUCUUAUAGCCAGACGGAAAUUGGAACAGAAGCCCAAACCUGAGAGGAAGGAGAAAAAGAAGAUUCCAGUUAAAGAGGAACCUAAACCCGUCCCUGAGAAACCUAAUGACAAACCGCGGGUUGAAAAGAAGUCUGCCGCCCCUAGCAGCACCGCUUUUGAAGAUAAUCUAAAAAUAAGUACUGAACUUGGAAAUUUGGGAAAUAGUUUUGCAAGUGCUGGAAACUUUAAUAUGGCCGUUAAGUAUUUCACAGAUGCAAUUAAAUACAACCCUACAGAGUAUAAGUUGUUUGGCAAUCGUUCCUUCUGUUUUGAAAAGAUGCAAGAAUAUACGAAGGCACUGACUGAUGCGGAGUUGUCUCUCAGCAUUUGCCCAGGCUGGGUUAAAGGUUUAUUUAGGAAGGGCAGAGCUUUGGCAGGUCUAAAGAGGUAUGAUGAGGCUGCACAGGCCCUCAUGGAGGUUCUUAAGCUGGACAGUUCAUGUGCAGAAGCUGCCCUGGAACUGAAGCGGGUGGAGAUAAUACAACUAAUGGAGUAUGGUUUCACUUUGGAGCAGAGUUCAGAAGCUUUAUCCACUCAUGGGACUGUAAAAAAAGCUCUAGAGGUUCUGUCCAAGUUACACCACCGUCCAGGAGCUAAUCAAAAUGGCACACGUCCACCGGCUCAAGUAGCAAAUGUCAGUGGUGUCUCUCCAGUCCUUUCUGCCAACACCAACAUUGCUCCUGCCCAAUCUCAGGAUCCAAAAGCAGCACCUCAGAACAAACCUUUAGGUCCAGUCCAGAAUAUGUCCAAUGUCAGGAGUCAACCAAAGCCCGCUCAUAACCAGGCCAUGAGUGCCACCAAAGACAAUACCACACCACAGGAGCUGUUUCCAGUUUGGGUUGGAAACUUGAUGAACCCAGUAUCCGACACCGUGAUAACGAACCUGUUUAGCAAGGCCGGGGUCGUCCAUAGUGUGAAGGGUCUGACUUACAAACGAUGUGCCUUUGUAAACUUUACAAAACAAGAGUAUUGUGAUGAAGCAAUCCGACGCUUUCAUGGCACUGAGCUGCACGGCAACAGGAUUGCUGUGAGAUAUCCAGACAGGAUUCCUCACGGUAUGGGCAUUUCCAGAUCUGCCCUCAAAGCUCACAACCUGCAAGAUGAGAAUGCAGGGCAAAACGAUUACGUUGAGGGGAGGAAUGCAGUUGGAAGCCGAAGACCUUUUCGUCCUUAUAGACCCUUCCCCGACUACAGAGGCAACCAGAAGAAUUGAAAGGAAACAAAAUGCCUACGAGUUGCCCUGAGGGGCAAAAAUGUCCUCCUCAAUAAAAUCAGAAUCACUUACACUGUCCGAUACACAUUUAUCAAGAGUAUUUACAUGGUUUUCUUUUAUAGAAGAAGGAACGCAGUAUUAGUCUGAAAAUGAAUCCCUCUGAUCUAAACAAUUUUUAUACUUUUCUCCAGUUUAUGUAAAAUGGCAAUUUUAGGUACAGUAUUAGUAACAAAAACGUCUUGAUGCCAAGAUUAUAAAGCCAGACCGACAUAUUGAAGGACAAAUAUUUUAAAUGUCCGUAUACAGAAAGUCACAGUUCAUAAAUGACAUAUUUCACGUUACAUUUCCAAACUGGGAAUAUACGUUAUUGUGAUUUUGACCGUAUUUGCAUAUUGUGGCUUUAAAGGAAAAACAAAGAGCCUCACGUUUAUGGGCUUUCAGAAUCUCAACUACUCACUAUAUACGUUUUAAAAGAAGCUGCUUGCUAUAAACAAUAUUUACAUUGUUGCGUACUUGCUGUUUAAUCAUUCAUGGUUCAUUUUGCAUCCAUAAGAUGAAUUUCUUCAGUGGUGGUUGAUAACAGGGUGGCAUAUCUCUAUCUUUUAUUCAGAUGCAUUUAUUAAUUAUGGUGUUUUUUUUUUGUUUUGUUUUUUUCCUUUUAAAUUUCAUCUUUAUAGAGCACUGAUAGUACAAUAUUCACAAAAUAAAACUUUGGACCAAUGCUCACAUCAUUUUUUUUUUUUUUUUGGUAUGACAAAUGCCAUCCAGAGAGUAAGAAAGGAUAAUAAUAGUAAAAUAUAUAUAGUUCACAUGGAUGAAUAUCACCACUGUGCAAAUACUAGAGGGAUGUUAAGUGGGCCAAGUAUGUCAGCACUGGAUCCCCUGAGAGUAUUUUAUUUUCUCUAACUGUGGUUUAAUGCAGUUCAUACAGAGACGCACUAGGUGGAUUUUUGGAUUUCCAAUGUAAUAAAAUUCUUUUGCGUGCAAAGCAGUGUUGUAAAAGCAAUGAUGUUUUUAUAUCUUUUCCUUAUUGCAGAAUAUCUUCUGCCCUGUAGUACCAAAUCUGGCCAUUACUGCAUUGGGUUGUAGGUCAAUAUUAAGAGAUUCUGACAAU